AUGACUUUAUUAUCAACUCUAAAGUCAUAUCCUUUGGAGUAUCUGCUCCCGUUUUUACUACCGGUUCUUUUCCAGUCGUAUAUUCAUCCAGAUGAACACUUUCAAAGUCUAGAACCACUAACUUCAAAGGUACUUGGAUUCACGGCCCAACUUCCAUGGGAAUACACUUGUGAUAAACCUGCUCGAAGUUAUGGAGUGCUAUAUUUAUACUACGGACCUCUCUUAUUGCUUAUACGAACCACCAACCCCGCCUUAAGUCCAAUUUAUAUACUCUAUCUUGUUAGGGUCCAGAAUCUAUUGGUGUCAAGUGGUGUAAUACUAUGGACUCUUUCUAAACUAAUUUACCUGAAGAAACAGUAUCAUCAUGCCUUACAUUUCGUCGUAACGUCAUAUAUCUAUGGAGUGUACCAAACCCAUACAUUUUCUAACUCCAUUGAGACUUGUAUGGUGCUACUAGCAUUGGCAUCAAUUGAGAAUUUGAACAGUCAUUAUAACCUUGUCUGUUUAGGAGUACUAUUUGCCAUUGGAAUCUUCAAUAGAGUCACAUUCAUAGCUUGGCUAUUGGCUCCAUCAUGGUAUAUUCUCCGCCAUUUGGUUCACCAUAAAUUGAAUGUCUUUCCCCUUGCAUUUGGGUUUGGCUUAACAGCUUUAGUGUUGAUACUCAUUGAUUCAAUAUCGUUUGCACAAUCCUGGAGUCUGUUCCAAUUGGUCAUUACUCCUUGGAAUAACUUGAUAUACAACUCUCUGCUUGAGAACUUGGCUCAACAUGGAAUCCAUCCUUGGUAUACUCAUCUAUUGAUCAACACUCCUCAGAUCUUGGGUCCGGGGUUAUUGAUGCUAUUGAUAAGAGGUGUUCCAUGGUCUAGAAUUAGUAUUUUGCCUUUUCUAUCAAUAGUGAGUGGUGUUGCGCUUUUAUCAUUUAUUCCUCACCAAGAGCUUCGUUUCUUAGCUCCGAUGCUUCCUUUGGCAUGUACAAUACUCAACUAUGAAGAUGAAGAAGAAGAAGAAGAGGAAGAGGAAGAAACUGCAAACAUUAAAUCUUCCUUUGUUCCCUUCAUAGGUAUACUCUGGGGCGUAAUAAGUGCUGUACUUGUUACUACACUGUGGUAUGCUCAUCGUCCAAGUGCUCCAUUUAUAUGGUAUAUAUUUGGAGGAACGUACUUUACCACCACGGAACUCUUCAAAACCCGUCAAGACACAACUACUUCUAAUCCUUUCUAUAGAACGAAAUUCCGCUCCUUCUAUGGUUGGUUGUUCCUCAGAAUAUGGAUCUUCUUCAAUCUUACCAUGAAUGUUCUUAUGGGAGUUUAUCAUCAAGGUGGUGUGGUUUCAGUGUUGAACAAGUUCCAUAUGGAACAACUACAUAGCAAAGAUAACGUUGCCAUUAUCUUCUGGAGAACUUACUCUCCUCCUACUUGGGUAUUAGGAGACACAACACACUCAAUAGAGGCAUUCACCAUGAAUGAGACUAGUCUGGUUUAUGAAGUGGACCGGAGCAAGUCUAACUUGCUAGACUUUAUGGGUGCAGACGUUGGAAAAGUAUGUGCAUCUAUCGAGCAAUUAAGCUAUAUGAAUAAGCAAGUGUACAUUGUGUUACCUACUGGUUCAUUUCCAACAGUUGCACUGUCAUGUGAUUACAUUAAUUGGCAUAGACUUGAAGACUUCCAUUAUCAAUACCAUUAUGAUCUUGAUCAUCUUGAUUUCUCAGACUUAAGAACAUUCACCCCAGGUUUGGAUGUCUACAAAUUUAAUUAUAUCCUUCAUCAAUAG
Messenger RNA from Lizanozyma spartinae, 1770 nucleotides. It is a transcript of the gene SMP3, whose product is annotated as glycosylphosphatidylinositol-alpha 1,2 mannosyltransferase. Gene Ontology annotation, cellular component: endoplasmic reticulum membrane. The record is from RefSeq and is a predicted model, not a curated record. The coding region runs from base 1 to 1770 and encodes 589 amino acids. Gene Ontology annotation, biological process: GPI anchor biosynthetic process. Gene Ontology annotation, molecular function: alpha-1,2-mannosyltransferase activity. Lineage: Eukaryota; Fungi; Ascomycota; Pichiomycetes; Serinales; Debaryomycetaceae. The transcript has a single exon.